AUGGAAUGGUGCCAACCGGCCGGGCUCAGCAUGGUGCUGGGCGCUGUUCUGGCUAGAGGACGGGCAGUGUGUAGACACAAUGGACUCCUCAUCCUGUCGGUGCUGUCUGUCAUCGUGGGCUGCCUCCUUGGCUUCUUCCUCAGGACCCAGCGCCUCUCACCACAGGAGAUUAGUUACUUCCAGUUCCCUGGUGAACUCUUGAUGAGGAUGCUGAAGAUGCUGAUCCUACCACUGGUGGUCUCCAGCUUGAUGUCCGGCCUUGCCUCCCUGGAUGCCAAGACCUCCAGCCGCUUGGGCAUCCUCACUGUGGCAUACUACCUGUGGACUACCUUUCUGGCUGUCGUUGUGGGCAUCAUCAUGGUUUCCAUCAUCCACCCUGGUGGCGCAGCACAGAAGGAGACAACGGAACAGAGUGGGAAGCCAGUCAUGAGCUCAGCUGAUGCCCUGCUGGACCUUGUCCGGAACAUGUUCCCGGCCAACCUGGUAGAGGCCACAUUCAAACAGUACCGCACCAAGACCACUCCAGUUAUCAAGUCUCCCAAGGGGGCUUCAGAGGAGGCCCCUCCUCAGCGGAUCCUCAUCUAUGGGGUCCAGGAAGAUAACGGCUCACGUGUGCAGAACUUUGCCCUGGACCUGACCCCCCCACCUGAGAUUGUCUACAAGUCCGAGCCUGGCACCAGCGAUGGCAUGAACGUGCUAGGCAUUGUCAUCUUCUCGGCCACCAUGGGCAUCAUGCUAGGCCGCAUGGGUGACAGCGGGACUCCCCUGGUCAGCUUCUGCCAAUGCCUUAAUGAGUCCGUCAUGAAGAUCGUGGCCGUGGCAGGGUGGUAUUUCCCCUUUGGCAUUGUCUUCCUGAUCGCCGGGAAGAUCCUGGAGAUGGAUGACCCCAAGGCAGUGGGGAAAAAGCUGGGCUUCUAUGCUGUGACCGUGGUGUGCGGGUUGGUGGUCCACGGCCUCCUCAUCCUGCCCCUGCUCUACUUCCUCAUCACCAGGAAGAACCCCAUUGUCUUCAUCCGUGGAGUCCUCCAAGCUCUGCUCAUCGCGUUGGCCACCUCCUCCAGCUCAGCCACACUGCCCAUCACCUUCAAGUGCCUCCUGGAGAAUAACCACAUUGACCGGCGCAUCGCUCGCUUUGUGCUGCCUGUGGGCGCCACCAUCAAUAUGGAUGGCACCGCACUCUAUGAGGCCGUGGCUGCCAUCUUUAUCGCCCAGGUCAACAACUACGAGCUGGACUUUGGCCAGAUCAUCACUAUCAGCAUCACAGCCACUGCAGCCAGCAUUGGGGCGGCUGGCAUCCCACAGGCGGGACUCGUCACCAUGGUCAUUGUGCUCACCUCUGUGGGACUGCCCACCGACGACAUCAACCUCAUCAUUGCUGUAGACUGGGCUCUGGACCGCUUCCGUACCAUGAUUAAUGUGCUGGGUGACGCACUGGCAGCGGGGAUCAUGGCCCACAUCUGCCGGAAGGAUUUUGCUCAGGACAUGGGCACUGAGAAACUGCUACCCUGUGAGGCCAAGCCAGUGACUCUGCAGGAGAUCGUGGCCGCCCAACAGAAUGGCUGUGUGAAGAGUGUGGCUGAGGCCUCAGAACUAACCCUUGGCCCCACGUGUCCCCACCACAUCCCAGUCCAGGUAGAGCAGGAUGAGGAGCCGGCCACCGCCAGCCUAGACCACUGCACCAUCGAGAUUAGUGAGCUGGAAACCAAUGUGUGAGCCCGCAGGGCUGCAGAGCCAGACCAGACCCUGGGGUUUGGGGGCUAAGGGCAGGAGCCGAACUCAGAAUACACCUGAGGAGCUGGCAAAGCCCAGGUCAAGUUCCACCCUGACAGGCUAGUCAGCCAUUGAUGAGAAAUAGUGUCUCAGCAAAGAGGCAACAGUGUGCAGGAGCCCCAGCCAGCAACUAUGGGCUCGUGUGGCCCAAGACCUAGCUGUGACAGUGCAUACCACAUGAGCCCACAGAAGCACCUGGCAGGGAGGGGUCUUUGCCUCUAUAGGGGAACAGUUUUGGGGCCUGAGAGAGAAAACCGCUCAUUGGAAACAACACCAGGGCCAGCAUGUUAUUUAUGUCUUUGGAGCCUUGGCCACUCCUUUCUGGCGGACAAGGCGGCCUGCGAGGACCAGCCAAAGAGGCUCUGCCCUCUCCAGGGUCCCCACAGCCACCGCUGCUUCCAACUCAUGGAGAUAUAACAACCGCGUCCCUGUUUCUGCCCCAGCUGUGUCCAGGUCAGGUCAACCCCUGUUCCAUUCCACUGUGGGUUUAGCACAACAGUCCCAGUAAGGGCUGGCCCAUCCCCGGACCAAGACCUGAGGCCUUCCAUGUACCACAGCCUGGUCCAUUUCUGUCCUCCAGAUCUCUCAUCUAAUAUGGAGACUCAUGUCCACUAAGGCUGGAAGGCCCUGUGGGUACAGCCCUGCCAGCCUCCUAUAGAACAGGUGGGCAAGAUGGGCCACAAGGAGGGAGGCCUAGCCUGAGAGUCUCUGGCCAUGUGACUAGCAGUACCUUGGGGUCCAAACUCCACAAAGGCUUGUGUGGUAAAGUGGAAUAAGAGUUUCUAAUCCUUUCUGUGUU
This is a messenger RNA of Onychomys torridus (southern grasshopper mouse), 2569 nucleotides long. It is a transcript of the gene Slc1a7, whose product is annotated as solute carrier family 1 member 7. The record is from RefSeq and is a predicted model, not a curated record. Gene Ontology annotation, molecular function: neutral L-amino acid transmembrane transporter activity; glutamate:sodium symporter activity; L-glutamate transmembrane transporter activity. Gene Ontology annotation, cellular component: plasma membrane. The transcript has 11 exons. Gene Ontology annotation, biological process: L-glutamate transmembrane transport. Lineage: Eukaryota; Metazoa; Chordata; Mammalia; Rodentia; Cricetidae. Bases 1 to 1713 code for a protein of 570 amino acids.